Molecule: messenger RNA, 1980 nt
Organism: Zootermopsis nevadensis
Lineage: Eukaryota; Metazoa; Arthropoda; Insecta; Blattodea; Termopsidae
Cellular component (GO): nucleoplasm
Source: RefSeq, a predicted model, not a curated record
AUACACACCUUAAGAAAUGACAUUGGCAUAUAAUUUGAGGCUUUCAUGGCGAUGUGUGUUCAGUUGGUUGCUUCUGGUUGGGACGAAGUUGGAGGUGGUAUUUUCAUCCGGGGAAACAGGCUUACAUCGAUUCAGUUAUGACCAUCACAUCAGAAAUUAGCAUGACCAGUUACAACAUGUGAAUCACCUGGAAGAACUGGUAUAUCUGGUUGGAGGAGAAGAACAUUUACUUUCAUCAUUGGGACAGUUUUCUGUGGAAUAAUGAAAAAACAGCUGAUUCAUCUGCACUGCCUGAAGAAGCUAGGCAAUGCAACCCGUCUCUUCCUGUUGACAUGGCAGAUGAUGCCAAUAGAAUGAGGGGAGAUGCUAUUGGUAACACUCUGUAUAGUGAAUGUUGGGUCAUCAAGAUUCUGAUGAAACUUACUAAGUUUUCUUCAGAAGAUUGGUCAGAAGAUAUGGAAACUGAGCUGUGUUUACUUUGGGAUAUGACAAUUGAGCCAGAUGUGGUAGAAUUGUUGAUGCAACACAACUUUCUAGACCUGACAUCUAGGAUCAUACAUCACACUAACAUACCUAGACUUAUGGAGAUCUUGGUCGGGAUUAUAGGAAACCUGACUUGUGUUCCAAGGGUUCGUAAGGAGAUUGCAAGAAAGGUUGACAUAAUUCGUAUGCUGCUGGAAUUACUUUCUAUGCCAGAUGUCCCGACUCUUCUGCAACUCAUGAGAUUGCUUCAGGCAUGUUUUUGGGAUCUUAGGAAUACAGAAGAAAAUACCGUUUCCUCUGGGCCGUCAGUAGAAAAAUCAGUGUUGCGAGAAAACAAUUCCAAAAACCCUUCAAUACAUGAAGCUGUUACCAAAUGUUCCGAAUUAGACAUUAAUUCUUCAUUUAAGGUUACAGUAGAUGAAGAAGCACGCGUAGCAGAUGUACAAGAGGUGAAACGUGCAGGUAAUCUUCGUGAAGAAAAAUCGGUACAUCGUCCUUCAGGUGAAAUUUUGGAUCUACAGAAUUGUGCUAUGGAUCUUGAUCUAUCAGGAGCAAACAGGUGCACGUUGCAUGAGUCAAGUCACAAAGAGACUGUGGAGUCUCUUGUACUGGAGGCGGAUCAAGUUGACUGUGAGAUUAAAGAUGCGAGUUACAAGAGUAAAGAUGAACAGUUGCAAAUAAAAGUGGAUGUUAAUAAGGAAAAGGCUGAAGUAGACUCAGUAUGGUUGCAAGAAUUAUCAGAUGUAAAUAAGUGGUUUCCAAGUAUCAUCUUUAUCCUUGGAAGUUCUACAAAUGGGGAGCUGAUAUGUAGUACACUGGCCUUGCUGGACACAUUAUGUCAUGUGCCGAUUAGUGAUGGCUAUCUCGGAAGACAUAUUGCCAGUCCAGAUGUUGUGUUGGCUCUGUUGGAGACUCUGAAGCAACUGCAUCACGAAUAUAGGAAGGAUAAUGACUUCUGCAAAGAUGUUAAGUUGGAGAAAGCUGUGCGUCAUUGGGCUGCGAUUCUGUCCGGCUUUUCAUCAUUUCCUGAAGGGAAAGCAGCGUUGUGUAACCACGCUGAAGCAUUAAGUACCAGCCUGUGUAGCCAUUUGAUGGUAGAUAAACUGUCGGAUCAGCUUAGCGAACAUCAGGCUGAAUUCAUAAUGUUAGCUACAGAGAUAAUGGGCUCGUUGUUAGAGGACUCCGGUUACUUCCAUCCUCCGACAUUCAACCGCUUUCUUUCCAUCCUCACGUUUCUUCGAGGGAGGAGUACUUUGGAGAGAAACAGAUGUAACAGAGAUGGUGGGGAGAAUCUGAGGAAUGUAUUUGCGACUUGGGAGGUGCAGCAAGAAGUGAUCGGUGUUUUGGAGAAAUAUUUUGUGGCUGUUGUACAGCGGGCAGAUGGAGGAGCGCUGGCCAGCGUACUGCAGCAUUGUAACAAAGAACAUGUAGCCAUUCUCCAGUCAGUUAUGGAAGGUCAGAAGUCCAUUUAAAAAUCCUAGUAGAAUGUUGAUUCCU